Molecule: messenger RNA, 1242 nt
Organism: Sclerotinia borealis F-4128
Lineage: Eukaryota; Fungi; Ascomycota; Leotiomycetes; Helotiales; Sclerotiniaceae
Source: the annotation of a GenBank genome assembly
AUGAAGUCUUUUUGUCGUUCUUUUUCCUCCAUUGCAGUUAGACGGCCAAUUGGUGAAAAUAAUUCACGACUUCCUUAUCGAUGUCUGUUUGCUCCAGCAUCAGCACCGCACCACCCUAGAAAACGGAAUUUCAUUUCUUCCAACGCUGCUCUCCAACAAGAUGUCACAUUUUCCAAUGGUGAGCCAACGAUCGAGGUGAAACCAGUUCAGAAAAGGAAACCUUUACGAUCGCCAGCUGGAAAGGCGAGUUUAAGAAGGGUGGCAGCGGAAGCUCAAAGAUCCAGACAGAAUUCAACUCGACCUGAAGCCACCUCUGAAAAUGUCGAAGGCACAAACAGAGUUACUGCUAUCUCCGUGGCAGAUUAUUUUGAUAUGGAAGCUGUAGCUCGAAUUCUACGAUCGCAUGGUUUCUCAAUUGACCCGGAUGAAACUGGUUUUGAAUCCGAUGAGGUUAUACACACUCGAGGCGUCAACAAUGGGGAUAUAUUUGUGUUUCCUUCGGGCUCAGUUGUGGCAUGGUCCUUACCUAAGGAUGUGGUUACAGAUCUGGCAACCAGGACCCUGUUACCGGCCGCUAUCGAAUCACAUGUGGGUGAUAUUGAGAUAGAAGAUUUGGAAUGCGAAGAAGACCCCAAACGGGAGAACAGCAGUAUCAGAGGAGAUAUUAUUGUUUUAGGAACGAAGGACUCGCCAAGUGAGGGACGCCUAAGCUCACAAGUCGACACAACUCUUGCGAAGAUCGCCUUUUCCUCCGGCCUUGCUCGGUCUACAAAACUUGCGGUCCUUGAGACUAUGCUGUCGAAAUACUUCGAAUCUACUAAAGCUAUACCUACGUUACUCUCGCGAGGGUCAAGAUUACCUUUUAAUCGGCAAUUUAUGCUACAAAAGACUGGAGAGUUACUCGAUUUACGGGCGCGGUUGAACCACUAUUCCGAGCUUACGGAUUCACUCCCCGAUUUAUUUUGGGACAGUCGGCAUGAAUUAGGUCUAGAAGGGUACUACGAACAGGUCGGAAGGGCUCUUGAUGUUGGUGUGCGGAUUAAGACUUUGAAUCAGAAGAUGGAUUAUGCCCAGGAAAUUGCAACAAUUCUUCGGGAGACGAUGAGCGAGAAACACAGCAUUCACCUCGAGUGGAUCAUUAUUGUUCUCAUUGCUGUGGAGGUGGGUUUUGAGCUUCGGAGAUUAUGGAAAGAGCGAAGUGAACGACUGGAAAAAGAGAAGGAGAAGGAAAUUGGGACAUGA